Helianthus annuus (common sunflower) is the source of this 1607-nucleotide messenger RNA. Its product is annotated as putative F-box protein At1g47790. Lineage: Eukaryota; Viridiplantae; Streptophyta; Magnoliopsida; Asterales; Asteraceae. The transcript is spliced from 2 exons. The record is from RefSeq and is a predicted model, not a curated record. Bases 170 to 1390 code for a protein of 406 amino acids. Gene Ontology annotation, molecular function: protein binding.
GGUUGUUGACUUUGUUGACCCAAAUCAGACCCGGUUCCGGUGCUAAAUAAAAAAACACGUUUUGUGCACCUCUAAAUUGCCUCCACUCCAUUAGUGCAAAAAUCCCCAAAUCUUCCAUUCGCUUGGAAACCUUAGCAACUGAUAACGUGAGUUGGUAAUCAAAAUCAAGAUGUCAGACAACGUGCCUUUCGAGAUUCAAGAGGAAAUCAUCAAACGGCUUCCAGUAAAAUCACUCAUUCGAUUCCGAUCAGUCUCCAAAUCAUGGAAAUCUCUCUUCGAUAGCUCCAAUUUCAUCACUCAUUACAGGUCCCAACACCAACAUCUACUUGUGUGUAAUCAUCGAUAUGGUUCCGAGCCAAAAUACGUUUCUAUCGUUGAUGAUAAUACUUUCCCUGAACAGAGAGCAUCUGUGACUCUUCCUCCGUUGGUUAACAUGCUUAACCCUUAUAGGACAAUAGGCACUUCUCAUGGCUUGUUCUGUUUGUAUAACGACGGAAAACUUGUUAUUUGGAAUCCUUCGAUUAGAAAAGCUGUUGGUGUUGUUGUGCCUAAUGUGGUAGAUGCUAAGAUGUUUAACACCGAGCUCGGGUUUGGCGUUUGUCGCGAGAUGAGUGACCCGAAGGUUGUCAAGAUUAGAUAUAUUAGAAGUUUUGUGGAUAUGGAAAGCGUAACUAGCAUCCCUUGGCAAGUUGAGGUUUUUACGUUAAGUACCGGGGAGUGGAGAAGUCUGAAUAGCAAUCUCCCUCGUAAAUCGAUUGUUUUUAAAAAUAGACUAUCUGCAGGUGGGGUUUGUGUAGAUGGGGUUUUUUAUGGGCUUGCUAUUGAUAGGAGUACCGUUGAUGCUCAAACUCUAGCUUAUAAUAUGAUUAUUUCAUUUGAUAUGACAAGUGAAGAAUUUGGAGAAGUAAACCUCCCGGAUAGGUUUGUAUACCACGGGUCUAUGUGGGAUUUGCACUUAUAUAAUCUAAGGGAGUCUCUUGUUUUGGUUGAACAUAGUGCCGAUGUUGAUAAUCGAGUUUACAGUGUAUGGAUGAUGGAGGAUGGUGUACCAAAAUCAUUUACAAAGUCAUACACUAUUCACCUACCAGAUGCAACGAUAAAUCGCGUAGUAGAAUUUACGAGGAGUGGUGAACUUGUAAUAGAAGUUACAAAACAUGACGGGGAAUCGUCAUGGCGUGUUGUUUAUGAGCCCAUCUCAAAAGAGAUCAGUAACCUUGACAUAUUACUUGGGAUUGAUGAAGGAGGUUUUUUUUAUGCGCAUUCUUACAUGGAAACACUACUGCUGCUUGACCACCCAUCAUUUAUGCUUUUUGACAAAGGUAUACUCUAUAUUGGAAGUUUCAAAGAGGAGUGCCAAGAACUGAAGGCUUUUGAAGGAUAUACAAUCUAAAGAGUAUGGUUGGUGAAUUGGAUGCAUGAAUGAAUGGUGAAUCAAAGAUCAUGGUUGGUGAAUUGGAGUUCAUAUGAAGAACUUCAAGCUUAGUUGUUUGGAGAACUUAGAAUUUUGAGACUUUAUUUUGGGAUAAAUAUGUCAAGUGUUUGCGAAUAGUUAUGUCAAGUACUUCGUAUUUAUUUGAGACUGAAAAAGUUGUGUUUUUUUCCUCAAA